GUCAUACUGAAGAAGAAGAAGAAGAAGCAUUACCGGCUGUGAGAAUUUUUAAUAAGCGAAUCGUAUCGAUUUUUGUAUUAAAAGCGGCUGAAAGGAGACCAUGCUGAAGCUGAAACUGGAGGCCCUGGGUCAUCCCACGCCCGGCGAUGUGGCGCUGAGCAGUCGCAAGGAAUUCGCCAGCACAAUCCUCUGGGUGGAGGACCAGAAAAUCCGGUUGUACACCAUUGAGGAUCGCGAAAAGCUGCGCAACAUCGACAAUCCCACGCUGUGGGAGGAGGGCUACAUGAAGUACUGUGCGGAUCUGAACAUGCCGCCUUUGGAGUCCCAACAGGAGCAGCUGGCCUGGAUCCUCAGUCACGCCGUCCGUCUGGAGUUCCUGGAUGAUCCCGGACAGUUUGCCUCGAUCAACAGCAAACAGGGUCCACCCCAAAGCAAUGGCAAGCAGGCCCACCAAAAGGUCCAAUCCAUUUUCGAUGGAAAGAUUAAUGUUCAGGAAAAAGCGUUUGUGGAUGCAGUGCGUCUGCUGGCCAGCAAACUGAACGUGCCGCACCACCCGAACCACCUGCUGCAGCUGGAGGCGGUUGCCCGGGUGGUGCACGAACGCCUCUCGCCCGCCGCCAAGGGUCGGAAGCCGAUUGUGGGCACACCCUUUCCCUUUGACAAGGGAAACGAUGUGGUCUCCUCCAACGAUCCUUCCCUGGAUCUGCCAAUGCGGAUCCUGCGCCUUCUCCAGAUCCAGAGCCUUCGCCAGCUGCAAACACACAUCAACGAGACAAUUGUGGCGGUGCAAAACAUCACGGCCAAUCCAAGGACUGACACCAAGUUGGGCAAGGUGGGACGCUAGGGAUUUGAAAGUACGGGAAGGCAAUCGACAAGAUUAUAGAGGCCUAUAUAUAUUCAUUUGUAAAUUUAAAGCUCCUCGUUAAAGUAAAAUGAUCAAAAAUUGCCUAGCAUAAAAAAUAUCUUAUAGCCAAGUAACAACGUAUUGUAAAAAUCAUGAGAUCAACAAGAGCCGAGCAAACAACUACGAUCUAAGAAUAUUGUAGAGAAGAAAUAUACGGCCUCUAUAACUUAUGGAUUACUUUCCCCGAUUUAUAGCCAGAAUGCAACAUAAAACUGAAAAUCCCUAGACGUCCUACAAUAUUUGUAAACAUGAACUAAAAGCCAAUAGGUAACAAUAUAUGCAGAUUCUAAAUAUUCCAAUAGCCUUUGUGGGAUUUAGAUGGUUUUAGAAAGGGACUUGAAAAAUUGUAUAGGCUUAUACCCAAAUGUUUAUAAAUUAAACGAUUACGAUGUAACAAUUAAA
Molecule: messenger RNA, 1306 nt
Organism: Drosophila subpulchrella
Lineage: Eukaryota; Metazoa; Arthropoda; Insecta; Diptera; Drosophilidae
Product: RNA transcription, translation and transport factor protein
Exons: 3
Coding region: 101-844 (247 amino acids)
Biological process (GO): tRNA splicing, via endonucleolytic cleavage and ligation
Cellular component (GO): tRNA-splicing ligase complex
Molecular function (GO): RNA binding
Source: RefSeq, a predicted model, not a curated record